Molecule: messenger RNA, 1068 nt
Organism: Sorex fumeus (smoky shrew)
Lineage: Eukaryota; Metazoa; Chordata; Mammalia; Eulipotyphla; Soricidae
Gene: HOXD9
Product: homeobox D9
Exons: 2
Coding region: 22-1068 (348 amino acids)
Biological process (GO): regulation of transcription by RNA polymerase II; proximal/distal pattern formation; embryonic skeletal system morphogenesis
Cellular component (GO): nucleus
Molecular function (GO): RNA polymerase II cis-regulatory region sequence-specific DNA binding; DNA-binding transcription factor activity, RNA polymerase II-specific
Source: RefSeq, a predicted model, not a curated record
GGGAGCGCACGGGGCCUCAAAAUGUCCUCCAGUGGCACCCUCAGCAACUACUACGUGGACUCGCUCAUAGGCCAUGAGGGCGACGAGGUGUUCGCGGCGCGCUUCGGCCCGCCGGGGCCCGCGGCGCAGGGCAGGCCCGCAGGUGUGGCCGACAGCCCGGCCGCCGCCGCCGCCGAGUUUGCCUCGUGUAGUUUUGCCCCCAAAUCGGCCGUGUUCUCCGCCUCUUGGUCCACCGUGCCCGCCCAGCCCCCGGCGGCGGCCAUGAGCAGCCUCUACCACCCGUAUGUGCCCCCGCCGCCCCUGGCCGCCGCCGCCUCCGAGCCGGGCCGCUACAUGCGCUCCUGGAUGGAGCCUCUGCCCGGCUUCCCGGGCGGCGCGGGCGGCGGCGGCGGCGGCGGCGGGAGCGGCGGGGGCGGCGGGGGCCCGGGCCCCGGUCCCAGCCCCGGCCCCGGAGGCGCACCGAACGGGCGCCACUACGGGAUUAAGCCUGAGACCGGAGCGGCCCCGGCUCCCGCCGCCGCCGCUGCCGCCGCCGCCGCCGCCGCCGCCACCUCCACCUCCUCCACUUCCUCGUCUUCCUCCUCCAAACGGACUGAGUGUUCCGCGGCCCGCGACUCCCAGGGGAGCGGCGGCCCCGAGUUCGCGUGCAACUCGUUCCUCCGGGACAAGGCAGCAGCGCCGGCGGGGGGAGCCGGGGCCGGGGCCGGGGCCGGCGGUUCGUCGGAGCCCUCGGCGGGCAGCGACCACCCGAGCCCGGGUUGCCCGCUGAAGGAGGAGGAGAAGCAGCAGCCGCAGCCACAGCCGCCGCCGCAGCAACUUGACCCAAACAACCCCGCAGCGAACUGGAUCCACGCUCGUUCCACGCGGAAAAAGCGCUGUCCCUACACCAAAUACCAGACGCUGGAGCUGGAGAAGGAGUUCCUCUUCAACAUGUACCUCACCCGGGAUCGGCGCUACGAGGUGGCCCGGAUUCUGAAUCUCACAGAGAGACAGGUCAAAAUCUGGUUCCAGAAUCGCAGGAUGAAAAUGAAGAAGAUGAGCAAGGAGAAAUGCCCCAAAGGAGACUGA